AAGAAGAAGAUAAUAAAUGGUGACGGAGCCCAGUAGCAGUUAGCAUCAUGGCGGCGGUGCGCAGCUUGCAAGUCUCGGUGAAAUCCGACAGCGGCUCGGAGCGCUCAGAGUCGGACUCUGACUCCGAGUCUGACAGAGAUGGUCGGGAGGCCGAACCGAUGGAGGUGGAGGAGGGAGAGCUGGAGCCGGAGGAUGUGUCGGUUAACCGCUCCCUGAAGGAGCUGCUACCGGACACCAGCCGAAGGUAUGAGAACAAAGCUGGAGCCUUCAUCACUGGGAUCGAUGUGAACUCGAAGGAAGCCAUUGAGAGGAAGGAGAAGCGGGCCAGACGCUUCCAUUUCCGCUGUGAGGAGACGGUGGCUCAGAGGAACGUCUUCCUGGAUAAAGAGGCGAUGAAGAAAGCCAUCCCCAGGCUGCGGAUGGAGGCGAUCCACGUGACGGGCGUGGACGACAUGAGCACCCAGGACGUCUUCGGCUACUUUAAGGAGUAUCCUCCAGCGCACAUCGAGUGGAUCAACGACACCGCCUGUAACGUGGUUUGGCUGGACGAUGACACGUGCAUCAGAGCUCUGAUCAACGCCAGCAGGAUGCCUGACCCUGAGGCUGUUGCCACGGAGACUGAGUCCAGAACACAUCCCGACGACCCGGGCAAAGCUCCUCAGGCCCAAGGAUCCGAAGACGAGGAUGAGGAGGAGAAGGGUGAGGUGGAUGAAGAGGAGGAGGAAGAGGUGAAGAAGAGUGUGGACAAUGAGGGGACGAAGGUGGAGGCUGGACAGGUGGAGGACCUGUCCCGCGCUGAGAGGGAGUCUCUGCUGAGGAACGAGCUCAGACCGGCCAUCAAACCGUUCAAAGGAAACAAGCUGUUCCUGCGCUUCGCCACUCAGGACGACAAGAAGGAGCUGGGAGCGGCUCGCCGCAGCAGAUACUACAUGAAGUAUGGGAACCCCAACUAUGGAGGCAUCAAGGGAAUCCUCAGCAACUCCUGGUUGUGGAACCCCUGCAGGGAUUCUGAUUGGCCCUUCGGCCUCCAACUGUUUCCUGUCUGUCUGAUCAGGAAGAGGCGCUACCACAACCGCCGCAUCCAGCGGGACGUCAUUAAGAGCAAGAAGCCUCUGAUUGGGGACAGCAUGGGACACACCCCGCCGUACACCCACCGACACUCCGCUGACCUGGUCAACCUGCCUGAGGAGCCCAUCAAAGAGGAGGAGGAGGAAGAUGAAGAGGACGACGACCAGGGUGACGAAGACAUGGACUCUGACGACAGGGUGGUGGAGUACAAGGAAAGAGGAGACGGAUCUCGCCCGCUGGGGGCGGGGAUUCGGAGUCGGGUGGAGCGUUCUCCUUCUCCGUGGUCAGAGUCUGACGAGAUGGACUAUGACCUGGAGCUGAAGAUGAUCUCCACACCGUCGCCCAAAAAGAGUAAGAAGAUGACGAUGUACGCAGACGAGAUCGAAGGUCACCUGAAGAACAUCCGGAACCGGAUUGGAGGGUCAGGAUCACAGAACCGGGUCAAGGCCUCUUCACCCCCUAAGGUGACCGACGUCCGGCAGCUUCUGGAGGAGAAGAGACAGGGGAGCUCUCAGCACAGACGGCGCUCCCCUGUGGCCAGCAGCGGGAGGACAGACGUCAGACAGCGGCUCGGAAAGAGACGCUUCUCCCCAGACAGACGGCGCUCUCCGUCCCCAGUCUCUCCUAGAGACACGCCCCCAGCCAGGGAGCCAAUCAGAGACGUGCACCGUCGGCUGGGCGUGGCCAGCCAGGACAGCAGAGGAACCUACACCAACGCCUCUAAAGACAGGAAGUCGAGCGCUGUGUGGAGCAGACUCGGUUCUGGCAGUAAAGAUGACGGCAGCACCGGCCAUCGCAGCCGCCGGGAGGGGGGGCGCUCAGACCGGCAGGAUGGCAGCAGCAGGAGGCGGGACGACGGAGAAGGAGAAGAGGAGGAGGAGCGGGAGGAGGAAGACGACUCAACGCUGCAGAAGGUGUGGGGCGCCAUGAUCAAACAGAAACAGGAGCGCCGGAGCCACAAGAUCAAGAAGAGCCGACUGGACAACCUUCCGUCGCUGCAGAUCGAGAUCAGCCGCGACAGCAGCGAGGAGUCGGACGCCUGAUCCCGUGAGGCGGCGUCGAACACCAUCAUUGAUCAUUCCUGUUACCGUUGAGGAGCUGAACUCUGAGGAGGAGCUUCCUCCCUGCAGGGAACGCCACGGUGCUUCCCAUCAGGACCAGGACAGAGCGACGGGUCGCAUCAGAACAGCAGAACUGAAGCCGACAGCCUCCUCCAAAAAUUUUUUUUCCAGUUUUGUUUUUUGUUUUCUUUCUGUAUGUAAAUGAUUGGCUUCAGUUACUCUGCUGGUUACCGGAACAUUGCUGGUAUCAGGAAACAGAAGGCUCUCCUGCUUUAACCACGUGGGUCCACGGCCGCCAUGUCCAGACAUUAACAUGAACUGAUGGUUCCUCUGUGCUGAUCCAGUUUAAACCGAUGGACCUCCUGAGCCCUGCAGCCGCCCAGCGCCGCUCACUGGGCUCAGCUGUUCCUAAACAAAACGUUUCAACCACAGAAUCGGUCAGAACUUUCACUCCACCUGGUUUCCUUUUGAUCCUUCAUUUCAUACCAGCAGAUCCGUUUUCAUUGGUUCCAGUUUUUCUUCCUCCUCCUGCCGCAGUCCAACCCAGCAGAGGAGAUCUGAGGGCUUAUUUACACCACCUCCAUUUACAAACCGCCGUGAUCCGUUAAAAAAUCAGACUGCGGUGUCGUCUGAGCCGUUCGUACGCAGGGAUUGGAGACAGCUGGGAACCGAAGUUACCUGCAUCCAGACGGCAUCAUUAUUCCUCAGACAUUUAAUAUAACUCAUAUGAAACUGUAGAUCAACUUCACUGAAUCUGAAACUGCAGCGUGUUUUAUAUGCUGGCACUACUGAGCCGACCCGUUACAGAAAUAAAAAUGUUUAAUAAAGCAGCUUAAACUGUAAGUCUGCACCAUAUU
This is a messenger RNA of Cyprinodon tularosa, 2986 nucleotides long. RefSeq names its product nuclear cap binding subunit 3 (gene ncbp3). The transcript is spliced from 13 exons. The coding region runs from base 48 to 2111 and encodes 687 amino acids. The record is from RefSeq and is a predicted model, not a curated record. Gene Ontology annotation, molecular function: RNA 7-methylguanosine cap binding; mRNA binding. Lineage: Eukaryota; Metazoa; Chordata; Actinopteri; Cyprinodontiformes; Cyprinodontidae. Gene Ontology annotation, cellular component: cytosol; nucleus.